AGCGACGCUGAUGGAGCUCAGUUUGAGAGGGGCUCCAGGCCUCUCUCCGUCCGUCCGCCCGGUGUUGCUGUCCGUGCCCGCCCGUCACGGUCCUGUCACCACAUGAAAAUCCAACCCAACUGACGGAAAACUUUCAAGUAAAGGAUCCGUUGCUGAGAAUGCGAUGUCUGUGAUUAGCGAUUACGACCCCCAGUUUGUCGCCGUGGUCUAGCAGCUGUCUGGCCAGGCGAAGUUUUAUUUGUGUUUUUAACAUUUAUUUUCUUUUAUCCAGGUUUUGAAAUGGCGUAGCUCGCAAAGAUAUGUUUCGUAACGGAGGCAGACCAUGGCUGCAUGAUUUGGAGUAGAGUGUGUUGAAUCAAGGUUGUGUUAGAGCGAUCGUUUAGUGUAACCUGCAGCUGCUCAUCCAUCGCUCUCUUCACAUGCUCAUGCGUGAUGAGGGUUGACUGACGCAUGGGAGAGAGAGAGAGGAGCGCAUUCGCCGCGACGAAUUACGAGAGGUUUUUCUUUCAAUUUCUAUUAAAAGAGUGUUUAACUUCAGUAGUCUACUGUUGCGAUCUCAGAACGAUUCUUCUUAAACCUCGUCCUCAGCGACUUUGGGCUGCCCGUGCGAUUGUCUCAGAAAGGUUACUGCCCUGGGGAAGUAGUUGGAGUUGCAUUGUGGACGGGUAUGAGAAGUUAGUUCGGUAUCUGAGUUGAACACCUAUGAAAUCCCGAACUUGCAGUGUGUAACAGCAGUACUGACGCUUUGCUGCAUGGUGGCCGGCGGACAUGUCUAGGUGAAGCUAUACUACUGUGAAUUCAUACAUCAGUCCGUGUCGUUUUGAAGGGAUACGACAGCUCCACGGCACGUGCGUCUGCUUCCUGGCUAGUAUACAAUCGCUGGUGGCUUUAGAAAAGCCAUCGCUCUCUUUGGGAGGUGAUGGAAACAAGAGCGGCAUCACUUUUGUAGUUUGCUCGUUGUGAAGGAACUGUGUAGGAGCCUCUCCACUUUCUAUGCUAAGAGCCCCCGGAACUCUCCUCAGCCUUUUACCUGUAGAAACCGCAAUGUUCCGAGGCUAUACGUGUGAGCUUGUGUUCUGAAUUCUUUGCUUCUCUUAGUGAGGUUCUUUUGCUGAGUUAUUUUGUAGCGGGAAUGCGUAAGUUAUGUUUGUAGCAAACCAGGAUAGGGCAGGACUGUAAACCUUCCCCAGUUUUGAGCGAGUGUAAGCAUGUUUUUUGCUAGAAACAUUUUGCUACGGAGCCUGUUGUCAAUUUGAUCAGUUUGCUGGCCGGAAUGAAGAAGGUCCGUUUCUUGAAAGAGAAAAGUAGGAAGGACACGAUCGUGUUCUUGGAAAUGCGGAACCGUUUUGUGCUUGCCAUAUCCCUUUUGGCAUUUCUUACCUUGGUGCGAUACUGUCGUUUCGCGAAUUCGCUGAGGGGUAUUGCUCCUCCCAUUCAUGAAUCCUUGCAAGUGGACUCGCCCCUUCUCUCGCGGGCUGCGAAAGCCCAAAACUUAGUGCACGACAGGUAUGGCUCUGUCAUUAGGCAAGCCGGAACUGAUACUAUCAUCUUAGAUGAGCAUGAAGCAAAUUUUGGUGGAAGCCUUGAUGGGGUCAGAGGUAAGCACAAGGACGGCAGGGGUGGGAUCGAGGCUUUGUGCAAAAAUAGAUACGUGCAUGUUCUGGACGUUCCAAAAGAAUUCAACGAACAAUUGCUACAGGAAUGUCACACACUGAAGGAUUGGAGUGACAUGUGCGUGGCGCUCUCCAACGCCGGCCUCGGUCCAGCCAUGGUCGAUGAAGAUGCGUUCACCAGCUCGGGCUGGUAUGAAACCAACCAGUUUGCUUUAGAGGUGAUUUUCCACAACAGGAUGAGACAGUAUGAUUGCCUGACAGUCGACCCAAGCAUGGCUUCGGCGAUUUACGUCCCUUUCUACCCAGGUUUAGAAGCCUCUCGCACACUCUGGAGCAGCGACAUAAAAGCCCGAGAUACUAUUCCUCUCAAGUUCGUGGAGUGGCUGCAAAAGCAGCCAGAGUGGGCAGCACAUGGCGGAAUCGAUCAUUUCAUGGUCGGCGGAAGGAUCACAUGGGAUUUCAGAAGGCAGGGGAAUUCUUGGGGCAACAAGCUGCUAACUCUUCCGCCUAUGCAAAACAUGACUACUUUGGUGAUAGAGGCAAGCACAUGGAACACAAAUGACAUGGGCAUUCCAUACCCCACCUAUUUCCACCCGUCCUGCGACUCGGAGAUUCGAGCAUGGCAGCAAAAGGUGAGGUCCUUCCAGAGAAACGUUUUGUUUUCGUUCGCUGGAGGCAAGAGAGACAACAUGGCCAGGUUGAUUCGAGGACAAGUGAUCGAUCAAUGCGGGCGAUCGCCGUUGUGUAAGUUGCUGAGCUGCGACAGGGGAGCCUGCCAGUCACCGCAGCCUGUGAUGAAGCUUUUCAAGGAGUCGCAGUUCUGUCUGCAGCCUCAAGGCGACUCUGCUACUCGCAGAUCUAUCUUCGACUCCAUGUUGGCUGGCUGCAUUCCGGUGUUCUUUCACCCAGAGUCGUAUUCUGGCUACGUUUGGCAUUUACCCAAAAAUCAGUCCGAAUACUCCAUCUUCAUCUCUGAAGAUCAGAUCCGCAAAGGAGUUUUAACCGUUGAGAAUGUGCUGCGCGGUGUGGAAACUGAGACGAUUCAACGAAUGCGAGAGCGAAUUAUUGGGCUUAUUCCUAACUUGGUAUAUGCUGAUCCUCGUAUGUCAAUCCUAGAAGAGUCGACUGACGCUUUCGGGAUAACGAUAAAGGGAGUACUGGAGACGAUAUCCCAGAAGAAAUGGGCCACGGCACAGCAGUUCUAAGAUCGACCCAGCGGCAGCUCAAGAUCGUGUGUUCCAGACAACAGAGCGUGAGUAUUCAGGGGCUGCGUGAGCAGAAACUCAAAAAAUGUGUAUAAUGAUAGCAUUGAUCUCACAACCUGAGUUGCACGAAGCGGCAGUUGUGUCCUAUUCUGGACUCUAUCUAAGGAGUUAGCACUGCACCAUUGUUGCUGAGCCCACAGCUGGAAAAGCUCUUUAGAUGUUUCAAGCUACAAUCUGAGAAUCUUGACGUCCUACUGAAACAAACUUUAUUCCAGGAAACUCAAGAAAAAUCACCACCUUCCGGCGUCGCACACAUCGUGUCUUCCUGAAUAAGACUCGCAUUUAUGCUAAAGCGCCCUCGCAUGCACUUGACAUCGAGAAAUUGCGUCCUGGAGCUCUAGAGUCACAGGAUCGCUAUGUUAGAAAGGGGUUAGAACAAAGUAACCAACCCGCUUAUAUGGCGAGAAUCUGUGGAGAAUAUUCCCUGUUCAGGGAUCGCGCCGUUUCAAGCAGCACCACCUGUGGCAGUAUAAAACCUGUCAGAAUUUAUCAUUAAAAUCAUUAAAUACAGAGAUUAUUAUUCAUUGAACUAUAUCUUGUUAUAAUAAGGAUUCUAAUACGCUAAUGCUGUAGAGAUCUCUAGGUACUGCUGCGAUCGUUGCACGCAACCGCAGAUCCAAAGUACCGAGUCCGCUGAUACGUAAGGCGAGUUGAGACCCACCCAGCAUGCUGAGAAUGGACGGGCCGGAGCGACGAAGGUGGACGAACGUCUUCGUCGGUUGCUUCUCGUAGGUCUGGAGCCAACUUCGUCCUGGUAUGGAUUGGAGAAGAGUCUCGGGUAUCAAGCCUAUCAAGGGUAUAGACGGUAUCGAGGGUAUCAUAUGGUAUAUCGGGUGCUGAGGGUAUCAGGAGGGUAUCGAAAGGAUUUAGAGAGGGUAUUAAAGGGUCUUGAUUUGGUGGAUAUCCUCAUAACUACUUAAAUUAAGAAUAACUACUUUAAUUUUUUCAUGAAUUUUUCGAAUAAUUUUCAAAAAAUCAGUUAUGCCUUAUUU
Physcomitrium patens is the source of this 3870-nucleotide messenger RNA. RefSeq names its product xyloglucan galactosyltransferase KATAMARI1 homolog. The record is from RefSeq and is a predicted model, not a curated record. Gene Ontology annotation, molecular function: glycosyltransferase activity. Lineage: Eukaryota; Viridiplantae; Streptophyta; Bryopsida; Funariales; Funariaceae.